AUGAGCAGAUCUGUGCUAAGAAAAGGGGUCAUCAGCUGCAAUGAGUGCGGCUCAAAGGUCCCUCUGUUAGGCUCAGGUGCUUCACUGGACUCGCCAUCUGAUUCACUGGAUUCUCAGCACCAUGUCAAGAUCUCUCUUCAUGGCCAGCCUUCUCGCUUCUUGAGAGACGACUGGGAAUUCGCGGGAUGGGGACAGACAAUAAGACUCGAGAUUCCCACAGCCUUCCCACAAACAGAACCACUACCAAAGAAGCUAGGCAUGUGGCACGCCACAGCUAUCGCAGCAAAUGAUCUUACCAGCAGUGUCUUCUUCUCUGUUGGACUCGCCAUCACAGUGUCCGGCCAAUACGCACCGAUCUGUAUGUUUCUCUCCGGACUCUCACUCAUACCACUACGAUACGUACUAGCUGAAAUAGGAGAAGCUCUGCCCCUUAACGGAGCAAUGUAUUCUACGCUUGUAUCAAUGAGUAAACUAUCGGCUAUAUGGGCUGCUGGAGUCCUCGCAAUGGACUAUACAACAACAGCAGUAGUCAGUGCGGCAUCAGCUGCGUCCUAUUUGAUGACUAUGACCAGCACCGUACAGAGUGCUUGGAUUGUGCCGCUGAUAUUGGUCGUGUUUUGUAUCAUAACUGCUAUUGGAUUACGAGAGUCUUCAGGGCUCGCUCUGAGUAUAUUCAUUCUACACAUUUUGACCAUGUUGGGAAUCAUUAUCCUGUCAAUCGUAUUCAUGGCAUCAGGACACGGGUUUGGUGUACUCUUAGACAAUUGGAACUCACCUGCACCAUCAGGCAACAUUGCUAGAGAUAUCCUAUUCGGAUGGGCAGUCGCCUUCUUGUCUAGCACAGGCUUUGAAACGUCUGGAAACUACAUAGAAGAUCAAGCUCCAGGCGUCUUUCCAUUGACAUUGCGGAAUAUGACGUAUCUCUCGCUCUUCUUCCCACCACUACUCACAUUCCUGACUUUAUGUGUGCUGCCCAGGGACGUCGUUGUACAGAAUCCUUCGACGGUUUUGAGUGCAGUGGCAUCAGCAGUGUCAAGUCAGCUUGGCUUUUUGGUCUCUUUGGAUGCAAUUAUAGUGCUUUGUGGAGGAGUUCUUACCUCAUUUGUUGGUAUUGGAGGCUUAGCACAUCAUCUCGCAGGCGAUGGACUGUUGCCACGAGCAGCUACUAAAAAGAUGCCGCCCUUUGGAGGCUAUCCAGCUAUAUCAAUUGGAUUCUUCUUGAUAUGUGGAACAUUAUUCCUGAUAUCCAACGGAGACAUGACGAUAUUAUCUCUAGUAUUCGCAAUGUCAUUCUUAAUGGUGUUGCUAUUAUCAACCAUGGCAAAUCUGUUUCUCAAAUAUCAGAGAGGCAGACUACCACGAACAGUAGAUGCAUCGCUUCAUACAGUACUCUUAGGACUCGCCAUUCUAAUAACCGCGAUAGUCGGUACCGCUGUGCAAAACACUUCAGCUGUCGUUGUCUUUUUUGGAAUGUGGUGUACUAUAGUGCUUUGCUUCUGGAUUGUCUCGAGGCGGGUCGCCAUAGCCAAGAUCAUCCUCUUCUUACUGGAGAGAACAAAGGAUGCUCGGAUUGAGGCCUACUCGUCUCGUUUGAUUCGGUAUAUUCAAGCAGUGAGGAAUCAGCCAGUUGCCUUCUUUACCAAUCAUGACGAGAUUCAUGUUUUGAACAAGGCUCUUCGGUACAUGGAUACAAACGAGUCAGCAACUGCACAUAUGAAGGUGGUUCACAUGUUUGAAGAUGAAGCCACCAUACCACCAUCACUCGAGUUUAACAUUUAUAUUCUUGAUCACGUAUACCCAAAGAUCAAGGUAGAUUUGGUGCUGGUUCGUGGAAAGUUUGAGCCGGAUUCACUCAAAUGGGUAGCAGAUCAGCUUGGUAUACCAGUGAAUCUUUGCUUUAUCGCAACUCCUGGAGUCAGUUCGCACCCUAUAGGUGAUUUCAAGGGUGCCAGAGUUAUUAUGCUUUAG
Messenger RNA from Synchytrium microbalum, 1968 nucleotides. RefSeq lists its product as uncharacterized. The transcript has 7 exons. NCBI's taxonomy places the organism in Eukaryota, Fungi, Chytridiomycota, Chytridiomycetes, Synchytriales, Synchytriaceae. Gene Ontology annotation, molecular function: amino acid transmembrane transporter activity. Bases 1 to 1968 code for a protein of 655 amino acids. The record is from RefSeq and is a predicted model, not a curated record. Gene Ontology annotation, cellular component: membrane. Gene Ontology annotation, biological process: amino acid transport; transmembrane transport.